Messenger RNA from Pediculus humanus corporis (human body louse), 2304 nucleotides. RefSeq names its product staufen, putative. Bases 1 to 2304 code for a protein of 767 amino acids. The transcript has 14 exons. The record is from RefSeq and is a predicted model, not a curated record. NCBI's taxonomy places the organism in Eukaryota, Metazoa, Arthropoda, Insecta, Psocodea, Pediculidae.
AUGAUUAUGCCGAUGCCUACACAACAAAUGCAAAUAAUGACCCAAAGUCAUUUCACCAGCCAAAACUCAUUCGCUCCUCAGGGACAGGGAAAUGUUUCUUUUGUGCCUGCACAACAAGUUGCCACACAAAAAACAAGUUAUCAUCAGACUGCAUUUAGUCACAGCACUCAUCAGGAUAUAAUUCAAAAACCUAGCUAUAAUAAUAAUAAUAAUAAUAAUCAUCAUCACGAUGUACACGUUAAAGAAAAAGAUGUUACGGAUAAGGACUCAAUAGUGAGAUGUGAAAAAAAAACCAACGAAUGUCCAGCCGUUUCACAUUUAGUACCUGUAGGAAAAGAAAAAACUCCCAUGUGUCUUGUUAACGAAUUGGCCAGGUUUAAUAAAAUUACUCAUCAGUAUAGAUUAACAAACGAGCAUGGUCCGGCACAUAAGAAAAGUUUUACAGUUACUUUAACGCUUGGAACGGAGGAAUACACCGCAGAUGCUCCAAGCAUCAAAAAAGCUCAGCAUUCGGCUGCGGCGGAAGCAUUAGCGAAAACAUCAUUUGCUCAUCCGACGCCGAAAGUUCACAAAAGUCUUAAUUCUGCCAAAUCUAACAUCACUCCGACAGUCGAACUAAACGCGUUAGCAAUGAAACGUGGCGAGUCGGCCAUAUAUAAAUUAUUGGAUCCUUCUCAAAAUCAAAACGUUUAUCAACAAAAUUCACCCUUUCUCAGAGGAGGAAGAAUACCAAUUAAAUACACUUACACUCAAAAUAUUCUUUACACGGUUUCGCUUAAAGUUGGCAGUUGGGAAUUUUUCGGUGAGGGUGGUUCACCUCAAGCAGCCAGACACGAUGCCGCAUCAAAAGCUUUAACGCAAUUGAAAAGGCUACCGAAGGCUACAGAAGGACCACCGAGCGUUUGUCCCGUUCAAAAAGAAACAAACAGUAAACAAAGUAUCAACAUCAAUCACGAUUUCGAUUCGUCUAUCAAAUCACCUGUGAGUUUAGUUCACGAAUUGGCUUUAAGAAGGAGUAUGAGCGUGACAUUUGAAGUUGUCGAAGAAAGAGGACCGCCACAUUUGAAAAUAUUCGUUACGAAAUGUACGGUAGGCCCAAUAUCGACGAUCGGUGAAGGUAGUAAGAAAAAGGUAUCUAAAAAAAGAUCGGCGGAAAAUAUGUUGGUAGAAUUGAAAAAAUUGUCUCCAUUACCACCUCAAACGUUUGUACCCAAUCCGACGAAUGUCACGACGACUAAAACAAAGAAAAAAUUUUCACAAUCGAAAAAGAAAUCUAAAAAUCUCGUUAAAAUUGUUCAGGAAGUAGAACCGGAACCCAUAAUAAUAGACGAUAAUAUGAAUCCCAUUUCGAAAUUAAUUAAAAUUCAACAAGUUAAAAAGGAAAAGGAACCAUUGUACACGAUUCUGGAAGAAAGAGGAAGUUCAAAGAAGAAGGAAUUUUUAAUGGAGGUUUCGAUUAGUAAUUUAAAAGCUACAGGUACGGGUCCAAGUAAAAAAUUAGCUAAAAAAGCAGCUGCGGAAAAUCUACUCAGUCUGUUGGGAUAUGGAAAACCAUCGGAUAAUCAUCAUCAUCAAUCCAUCAAACCCGCUUUGAAAUCUCAGGAUAAAUCGCAAGAUGGAAGCAAAAAGGCGAGUCGGCAUUUUUUUGUAAUUUCAUCGGGAGAAUUCGUGUUACGAUUUAUAGUAACAUUCAUCGACGCGACGGGAAAACCUGAUAACAAUACCGGUGGAGGAGGUUCACUGGGAAGACAAUUAAAACCGGGGAUUUAUGUGAUAUCGACGGAUUUGCACUGCGUGUCGAAUAGUCCGUGCACUUCGAUCAACAUGCAAACAACGGCGACAAUAGCAAAAGAAUUAUUAAAAGGUGGAAUUUCUCCGACGGCGGAUGCUCUCGUACAAAAAUCUACCGUAGUUACAUCAAGUAGUAGUAGUAGUAGUACAACAACAACAACAACAACAGCAACAACCACAACAACAUCUCAACCUCCUCAUAAUUUCAGACCGAAAGAACAACUUUUAUACUUAGCGGAUUUAUUAAAUUUUCAAGUACAUUUUUCGGAUUUUCCAAAGGGUAAUCAUAGUGAAUUUUUAAGUUUAGUCACAAUGUCGACGGAUCCGUCGCACGUUUGCCACGGUUCUGGACUCAGCAUAGAAGAAUCACAGGACCAAGCUGCACUUACGGCUCUCACCGCGCUGUCGGAAAUGGGUUUAGAUUCCGUCACGUCGCACAGUUCUACUACAACAACAACAACCAAAGAAAGUAAAAAAAAUGGAAAGGGAAUGAUGCCGUCAUUAAAAAAGUAA